AAGGGUAACAGGAACGGAUGGAAGAGAUGGUUCCAGACAAGCAUGGUAACCAGAAACCUCUUGAUGUUAAUCUGAGCGUUUCUUAAAGCUUAGAAUGGCAAGAGUUUGUUUGGGGUGUAAUUGGGUGAUUAUGCCAGAAAUUUAGCUUUUGCAUAAUUUAAGGGACUGAGAAUGGAAUACAAGAAUGAGCCCAUGGACAUCAACCUCCAAAGCCCAGCCGCAAAAUCUCCAGCGCCGCCACCGGUGACGCCACCGGUGACGCCACCGUCCUCCCAAAUAUUGCGUCAGUGGAGACCGGCCGCUCAAAGGAAUCUCAAAAACCAGUGGUUGAAAUUGUUUUCUCUAUGGAACGACUGGCUCUCUUCCUCCUUUACUGCUCACUCCCACGCCACUUCUCUAGUAAACUCUUAUCUCUCGCAGAGGUACAUGGAUGCAAUGGAAUUUGGAGUUUUGAGUGACAUGCCAGAAUUACAAAAGAAAGCAUGCCACAAGUUACACAAGCAGCAGGUGAUCAAUAGGGGUCAGCUUUUGUUGACAUACAAAAGUAUGGUAUGUAUGCAGAACAUGGUCGGCAUCGUAACUCAGAUGGUAAAGGCUUCUAGAUCUAUGAGGUGUUAUAUCAAAGGGAUGGGCAACGGCCCAAUUGUACAAUUUUCUUGCAACCCUGCUGAUGAUGAUCAUCAUCAGAUUGACAGUCGUGGUGAUGGUGGUGGAGUUCCCGUAUUCUCCUUUUUGUCAAUAUCUUCUUUUGAGCAACUGGCAGAAGAGUUGGUUCAAAUGUUAAAAUCUGAAAUGAAUUUAAAGCGGUUACUGGUGAUGGAAUUUUGCUCCGUUGAUGACAAAGAAGACAACAUUCAUUGGUCUGAAGAGUUGUAUCUAGGGGAGUUUGGUGAUCUCAUUAUAUGCGAUUUGUAUUCUAAUGAACCAAUUUUCCCGGGUCAAACAAAUUGCAAAUCAAGUAUACCUACAAAUUCACCUCUUGAUCAAACUGAGAGGAAUGUUCUCCAGGUAUACUUAACAACAUGGCUUGAAGAAGUGAAACUUGACACGUUUAGGAUUGAUGAAAUAUUUUCUAUAGUUGGAGAGGAAUUGCAUGUGACACUCUCUUGAAGUUCUUUUUGGCAUGGAGUCCGGAGCUACACAACCCACUGACUGCUUUAUUUAUUUUCUUGAUUCUUUAUUAGUAUUGAGCAUUUCAUAAGAACUCGGCUGCAGAAGCAAUUGUUGAAUGAAUGUGAAUUCAGUGUUUUACAUUUCAAGGAACAAUUUAACAUCUCACCACUUAACGGGUGAGGGGUAACACUGCGUACAUCCGACCCCCUCUUACCCCACCGUAGGUGGCCUUUGCGGCACUGGGAUUAGGGGUGGACUCGGGUCCGGGUCGGGCCUAGGCCUGAGCGGGCCGGCGGUUCAGGAGUGGUGGACCCGGGACCGGCCCGGGUAACCACCGGGCCGGGCUGGGUCCAUUAUCCAUUUUUUUUCCCUCUUCCUAAUUAACCCCCCUCCCACCCC
Cuscuta europaea is the source of this 1512-nucleotide messenger RNA. The record is from the annotation of a GenBank genome assembly. Lineage: Eukaryota; Viridiplantae; Streptophyta; Magnoliopsida; Solanales; Convolvulaceae.